AUGCCCGCGCAAAAGAAAAUGCGACCCCCAAAGUAUCUAGAAAAGAUGUUAUUUAUAAACCAUAAGGAAGAUCAAUCCCUGGAGGAUCGGUUGGCAAGGAUACACCUCCGGUCUAGACUUCGGGAAAUCGAGCUAGAUCGGGAACGGAUCAAAGUUCGGGAUGAACUCCGAGAUUCCAAAAAAAAGCAAAUCCCUAUUGACAAUGCCCUUGCAAGGCAAGAAAACAUGACGUCACGCCCUCCUCUGCCAUCAAGGAAACAGACACGACUUUCGGUGACCUCUGACCCUCGAUCACCUCAGGACGAGGACGGACCGAACGCGUACCUCCUUGGAGAGUAUAAGAGGAUGUCCGAAGUUAUUCCAACUAUCCUUUUGACACUGUCGGCAAAGGACGAUAAAAACAAACCGAAAUCUGGCACGAGAUACAGAACGGACCACACAAAAACACAAUCAAAGAUUAUUUCUAUCCAAGACUACGAGCCUGACCUUCAUAGAAUCACAAAAUUAGCACGAACUGUGAAAACACUCCGACAUAACAUGGCAAUUAACAAGAAGCUAGAAUUUACACGACCAACUGUUUCUUUGGCAAAAAUGUUUAAAGAAAUAUACGAUAAAGAACAUGAUUUAGAUCAAUAUACAGAUGGUGCGUGUGUUUUACUAAAGAGAAAAAUGGAAAAAAGACGUCGAGGGCCACUGCCUCCCCUUGAUAGGCCUAUGAGACGGCAUUCAGCAUACGAGUUACCGACAAAAGAGCAACACAAGGUUAACGACGCCGAGACCGGAAGUCGCGAAAGUGCACUUCCGCCCAAUGAUAGACAUUCUGCAGUACUUCCCGGUCUGAAAAGAACACAGAGUAUGGCCAAUCUGCCACGGAUGACAAGAAGUAUGUCCAGUCUAAGUGUCCUUGGUGUCCGUCGGUCCGAAAGUCCGGACACUAAAAUGUUUAUAGGCGAGGAUGAACUGGUCAUGCGCAAAAGAGUUGCGUUUGAAUUGCACAAAUAUGAACGAUUGAGAGAAAAAGUGGACAGGUUUCUUAUUCCCUCAAAACCUAUUGUUGAAGCACCUGACGAAUUAGUGGUUACGUGA
Ylistrum balloti is the source of this 1086-nucleotide messenger RNA. RefSeq lists its product as uncharacterized. The record is from RefSeq and is a predicted model, not a curated record. NCBI's taxonomy places the organism in Eukaryota, Metazoa, Mollusca, Bivalvia, Pectinida, Pectinidae. The coding region runs from base 1 to 1086 and encodes 361 amino acids. The transcript has a single exon.